Messenger RNA from Trichoderma citrinoviride, 1221 nucleotides. RefSeq lists its product as hypothetical. The transcript is spliced from 3 exons. Bases 1 to 918 code for a protein of 305 amino acids. The record is from RefSeq and is a predicted model, not a curated record. Lineage: Eukaryota; Fungi; Ascomycota; Sordariomycetes; Hypocreales; Hypocreaceae.
AUGUACUCCUCAAGGCUUGUCUCGGUGCUCGUCGUGGUGGUAUCGAUCCUCUGCUUGGUCCAGGCCAACUGGUGGGAUGUCCAAAAGGUUCACCACCGAGGCCUGAUCCGACGAGCGGACCUUUCCGAUGUUGUUGGCGACUUGAAAAAAUCAACAAGUGCGGACGACUCGUUGCCGUCACCUGCGCCACCAUCUCAGAGCCCCAGCUCUACGCCAGCUCAGCAGACCACCGCCGACGACUCAUCAUCAAGCACGUCUGCUUCUCCUAGCUCUCCGCCUUCUACCUCGGAGUCGGCGUCUGCGACACCUGCCCCUGGCAGCACUUCUUCGCCUGCGUCAACCACGGCUGAACCUACCACAUCCGCCCCCGACUCGACGUCAUCUGCUGGCCCUACGCCAUCCGCGACAACUCCCCCCUCCACGACCACGUCUAGCAGCGGCGGCGGCAGCGACGACAGCAGCAGCGACGACAGCAGCAGCGACGACAGCAGCAGCGACCAGAAGACUAGUGAUGGCGGCAAUGGCAAGGGCGGAUCUUCCCCCAGCGAAACGCCGUCUGCCGUUGUCUCAACCAAGGUCGAGGUCGUCACCAUGACUAACAGCGACGGCUCCAAGACGACCCAGACUACCACGACGAAGACGACUCACACGGCAGCCCUCAACGCGGAAAACCAGAAGCCCACCGGCAUGUCGACCAAGACUCGCAACACCAUCAUCGGUGUCGUCGUGGGUGUCGGCGGCGCCGCUAUUCUCGGUGCCCUCAUCCUGGUUGCCUUCCGAGUCUGGGGUCGCAAGAAGCACGCCGAGGAAGCCGACGGCCUCAUGGCUUCAUCGGGCGCGGGCGCGGGCGCGCGGAAUCCCUUCCAGUCGACGCUGGAGAAUUACCACCAGCCGGUCAAUGCGUCGGCCAACUUUUAGAGAUUCUUUGCGGUGAAACUUUUGGUCCUGUUUUCAUAUACUCGCGGCUGUUGCAGCAUGCCGGACACGGUCCACCUCUGAGCGUGGUUUACGAUGUAUGUCGAGAAGAUUUUGGCAGCCAAUGCCGCAGACUUUGUAGGAGGGGAGGAAGAAGAGAAAAAGAUUUGAGUGAGGCUACUAUACGUUUAUGCGAGACUGGUUUGCAAACUGCAUAGCGAAGCCCUGUUAUUUUCUGUUGCUUGGCAUAUAGAAUCGAUACUGUUUAUAUGGAAUACUGAAUAUACAUUUACUUUUUAUGUCCUA